GCUUGAUGUUCGUACGGCGCUUGUCCAGGACCUGUUGAAAUUGACGGAACUCUUGGAACUUCCUGGAGCGUUGCUGUCGGUCCAGUGCCUUCCAUCGGCAGACUGGGACGAGUUCUUGGAUGCCCUUCGGACAACUGGAGCCUCUCUUACGAGGUAUGGGGCAACAAUUUGGCGUUACCUGACGUUGUUGCUUCGAGUUGAAGUUGGAACUCUGACCCGGAAGAAGUUGGCGACUGCUGUUUGUGUUGCUGCUCUUUCAGUUUCAUCUGUGGUAGAG
Messenger RNA from Symbiodinium necroappetens, 277 nucleotides. The record is from the annotation of a GenBank genome assembly. NCBI's taxonomy places the organism in Eukaryota, Dinophyceae, Suessiales, Symbiodiniaceae.